AUGGAGUCGAGCACGUCUGAUGUUUCUGAUGAAGCGUGGGCUAGGGAGCUGGAAGCCCGUAAGAAGAGGUAUGAAGUCUUUGAAGAUUCCGCUUUUCGUACGCUGGAGCUAGUCCGUGGCUCUCAAUAUUUCUCUGCAACAACCCCAACAGUUUGGAUACAAGGAGAUAACUGGCCAUCGUUUAGUGAAAUUGUCACAAGAUAUCCUCUGUGUGGUGCUUCUAAACUGCACGUGUUUGUGGAUUGUUUCGAAGGCGAAUCAUAUUUGACCUAUGGAUUGAUAUCUCCGAAAAACAGGAAACUUCAGGUGUUGGGUGUUCAGAAUGGAGAACAUCUUCGACUGACUGGAAAAUUGUGGGGAUGGAGCAACCAACAGAAAAAAUUCUUUAAGAAAACAUUCGACUCUAAGACAAGUUUUGCUGCUUCUUCGCAAUUAACACAUUUCUACAACAGAGACAUCAGAAACGGAAGUGUCUUGAGUAUUUACCGUGACUUAAAGAGCAACCGCAUCCACUUUGAUAUCAAUGGAGAGGAAGGAUGGGUCAAUUUUAGCCAAAAUGAACCAGACUUCUGGUAUGGUUACAUUCGCUUGAGUUCCACCGGUAGCGGAAGUAAAAUUCAAGUCACACUGGUUCCGGAGAAAGAUCAAGGUAAAGGCCACGUGAUCAUGCAUUUAUGAAACAUCUCAGACUUCCUCUCUCUCCUUGUCAGUGUGUUAGUUUCAACAUCAGUGUUUGAGCAGUUAACCCUUCAA
Pocillopora damicornis (cauliflower coral) is the source of this 753-nucleotide messenger RNA. RefSeq lists its product as uncharacterized. The record is from RefSeq and is a predicted model, not a curated record. NCBI's taxonomy places the organism in Eukaryota, Metazoa, Cnidaria, Anthozoa, Scleractinia, Pocilloporidae.